AUGCCCUCUACCACGUUGUUGUUCCCACAGAAGCACAUCAGGGCAUUGCCAGGCAAGAUGUACGCGUUCUUCAGACAGCUUGUCAGUGGAGUAGUAAUAUCCAAGCCAGAUUUGAGUCUGCGUUUCUCAUCCGAAAGUGGCACGAAAUUGGAGGACGAGGACAAGGAGGACGAGGAGGACGAAGAAGACGGAAACAUGGUCGCCGGUCUGUUUCCAAAGUCGAACAACGUAGAUCGCUCCCUGAACGGAGGUUCCUCCGUCAUCCCAUGCUCCAUGGAUGCUAGCCACCUGAACACUCCAAUAUCGAUGACGCUAUCCCCGGAGAAUCGCAUUAAAUGCGAAGUGAAUGCAAAGCUGCUACCGGGGUCCAAGCUGGAGCAAGAAGCCGGGAUUUUGGUGACGUCGUCUAGCAGUGCGUCGAGUUCUCCGCUAAGUGCGUCAGGCUCCACCCCGGAGCACUCCACGAAGGUCUUGGAAAACGGUGAAGAGGAGUUCAUCUGCCACUACUGCGACGCCACCUUUAGGAUCAGGGGCUACCUCACCAGACAUAUUAAGAAGCACGCUAUCCAAAAGGCUUACCACUGUCCCUUCUUCAACUGUUCUACACCCCCGGACCUUAGAUGCCACAAUUCUGGCGGGUUUAGCAGACGCGACACUUACAAGACUCACUUGAAGGCAAGACACGUUUUGUACUCGAAAGGCGUCAAACCACAGGACCGUAACAAAUCUUCAGGCCAUUGCGCUCAGUGUGGCGAAUACUUUUCCGCCAUCGAGAAUUUCGUCGAGAACCACAUCGAAUCUGGCGAUUGUAAAGCUUUGCCGCAAGGCUAUACCAAGAAAAAUGAGAAGAGAUCAGGCAAAUUAAGAAAAAUCAAAACCUCCAACGGUCAUUCCCGUUUCAUUUCCACUUCACAAAGUGUUGUGGAGCCCAAAGUGCUCUUCAAUAAAGACGCUGUGGAGGCCAUGACAAUAGUGGCCAACAACAGUUCGGGCAGCGAUAUAAUAUCCAAGUACGGCAACAAUAAGCUAAUGUUGAACUCAGAAAACUUUCAAAUCGACAUACCCAAGAGGAAAAGAAAGUACACCAAGAGGAAGCAGCAACAGCACCCUGAUUCAGCAAUAACAUCAUCAACCGACAAGAACCAACAAGAGGCCCUGGACGCCAUCUCAUCUGCCGCAGUAUUUUCACAUUUCGACUCCCAUCUUCUCGAGCCCGUCACUUCCAAUUCAUCAGAAUCUUCUGCGGAAAUCAUGGCCCACAGUAAGCAAAUGAAAAAUAUCUUGAUCGAUAUAAACAGCUUCACAAACGAGCAGCAACAACCACAGAAUGUUCCUACGUUCAUGCCACUGGAUAUUGAACAGUCCUCUUACGACCUGAACGACAUGGCAAUGUCGUAUCCGAUCACACCCGCACAAAACAGUCAUAACAGUUCACAGUAUACCAAUGCAAAGAUCACUCAAAUAUUACAGACACAACUGGACCCAGAAUAUCUUAGCCAAAGCCAUAUAAGAGAAACGCAGCAAUAUUUGGACUUUUAUAACGAUAAUUUUGGAUCGCAGUUUUGA
Molecule: messenger RNA, 1566 nt
Organism: Saccharomyces eubayanus
Lineage: Eukaryota; Fungi; Ascomycota; Saccharomycetes; Saccharomycetales; Saccharomycetaceae
Gene: STP1
Product: Stp1p
Exons: 1
Coding region: 1-1566 (521 amino acids)
Biological process (GO): regulation of transcription by RNA polymerase II
Cellular component (GO): nucleus
Molecular function (GO): DNA-binding transcription factor activity, RNA polymerase II-specific; RNA polymerase II cis-regulatory region sequence-specific DNA binding
Source: RefSeq, a predicted model, not a curated record